Cylindrotheca closterium is the source of this 1056-nucleotide messenger RNA. NCBI's taxonomy places the organism in Eukaryota, Bacillariophyta, Bacillariophyceae, Bacillariales, Bacillariaceae. The record is from the annotation of a GenBank genome assembly.
AUGGUGAAGUGCGCAGUCAACGGAUUUGGUCGUAUCGGCCGUCUUGUCUUCCGCUAUGCAUGGGAGGACCCCACUUUGGAGAUUGUGCACGUCAACGAUCUGUGCUCCUGCGAAAGUGCUCAAUACCUCGUCAAGUAUGACUCAGUGCACGGAACUUGGGACAAGGAAGUCGAAAUGAAGGAGGACAGCUCUGGUUUCACUGUUGAUGGAAAGCUUGUCACUUUCUCUUCAGAACAGGACUUCACCAGCGUCGAUUGGGCUGCUAUGGGAGUUGAGAUGGUUAUGGAGUGCACUGGAAAGUUCUUGAAGGUCAAUAAUCUUUCCCCAUACUUUGAUAAGUGCGGUAUGAAGCAAGUCGUCGUUUCUGCUCCCGUCAAGGAAGAAGGGGCGCUCAAUGUUGUCUUGGGAUGCAACCACCAGAAGCUUAGCAAAGAAACUACCCUUGUCACCAAUGCAUCUUGCACAACCAACUGUUUGGCUCCUGUCGUCAAGGUCAUCCACGAGAAGUUCAGUAUCAAGCACGGAUGCAUCACAACAAUUCAUGAUGUUACAGGUACUCAAACUUUGGUUGAUAUGCCAAACACAAAGAAGAGCGAUCUUCGCCGUGCUCGGUCUGGUAUGGUGAACUUGUGCCCAACUUCCACAGGAUCCGCUACUGCUAUUAUCGAAAUUUAUCCCGAGCUAAAGGGUAAAUUGAACGGAUUGGCCGUUCGUGUUCCAUUGUUGAACGCCAGUAUCACUGAUUGCGUUUUCGAGGUCAACAAAACUGUUACCCGAGAAGAGGUCAACGCUGCCUUGGAAGCUGCCUCCAAGGAUGGUCCACUUAAGGGAAUUUUGGGAUACGAAACCAAGCCACUUGUCAGUACCGACUACACCAACGACACUCGCAGCUGUAUCAUUGAUGCACUCUCCACCCAGGUUAUUGAUGGCACUUUGAUCAAGAUCUACGCAUGGUAUGACAACGAAGCCGGAUACUCCAAGAGAAUGGCCGAGCUUUGCAAUAUUGUCGCUGCCCAAAACAUCAGUGGCACAGAGCCCAGCUUCAAAUACGAGUAA